This is a messenger RNA of Oikopleura dioica, 1653 nucleotides long. The record is from the annotation of a GenBank genome assembly. Lineage: Eukaryota; Metazoa; Chordata; Appendicularia; Copelata; Oikopleuridae.
AUGGGGAGCCUGCCGGACGGUGAGAUUCUCGCUGAAUCGAGGACAAAUCCAAAUUACAUCAACAAGACCUUCGAAAUCAUUCAAAGCUACGUACUUGGCAAAGAAUGGCUCAACAAGGUUCACAAAGAUCGUAUUAAGGAGCUCGUUCGUCUUCUCAUGCUCGGCCAUCGAAAAGCCUCAUCCCUUUCUGAUCUUCUUUCGCACCCAGUCGCCCGCGAAUUCCUCUCCGAAAGAGACUUCCGCCGUCUGAACUCACGAGUGGAAAUGGAAUUGACUCCUGCCGAGCCAGACGUGGACAUGGACCUUGGAGGCAAAAACGACGACAGAAGCAAGAGUAAAAUCCGCGAGCAAUUCAACGAAGUCGUUUCUCCCCGAGAACUGCACAACAUCGUCGACAAGAUCAAAAAAACUCAACAUGCGUGGCCAAAUCAACUUGCAAAUCAGAAGCGCAACGCUGUGCGAGAUCAGGCGUUCUUUUACAAAGAAGAACAGCUGGUCGCACUGAAUCAAUUCGAGGCAGCGCUGAAUUUGGUCGAAUAUCUGCAGCGAUUUUUGAAAGAAAACAAGGAGCCGUAUUUUACCGAGCAGUCGUUGAAAAUUGAACAGACCCGGAUUUUGAUGAUUAAGUACUGUUUCGAGCGAAAACCAGCGAGGGAGAUAGAAAGCGGAAUGAUCAAGAAGAUACAAAGAACCAUCAGCGAUAUCAUCCAGCUUCAAUCAGGCUCAAACCGUGAAAAAAUGAUCGAACCAGGCGAGGACUGGCUUCAACUCGGCAUCGCAAUUCUCCUCGACGAAACGAGCUCCUGCCGAUUCGACAAGUACAAAGAUCCACUUUUGGCUUUUGCACAGAAACUGUGGAACAUGACGAAUCGAUCUGGCAGAGCGGAAAGAGACCAUCGCGGCGGCAUUUAUAGAACAAAUGAAGCAAGAAUCGUCUGGCUCGAGCUCUGCAGCUCUCUCCUCGACGGUAAGAAUGACACGACAGACUACCGCCGCGCUGUCAAACCAAGCAACAUCGUUACCCUCUCGAAGUAUCUUUACAACCGGGAAUUAAUUGAAAUCAUGCUCACGUUCAUUCUUCAUCUGAAACGGCUUCAUUCGGGCUCCUCCAUUGGCUACGCAGUUCUGGCUCCAGUGGAAAAGCUUCCUAGAGAUCUUCCAAAGCACAUCCCAAAUCCUGUAGCAAAUGUCAUGGCCAUCGAAGAUUCAGUGGACCUUCUCCUCGAGACUGGAAUGGAAUACGAUAAAUUAGACCCCACGAGAGAGGGAAAGUUUUUCGUCAUCAAAGCCGAGGUUUUGCUCCAAACUGGAAAGCCCAAAGAAGCACUGGCCUUGUUACUCGAUUUCCUCGCGCGCUCUUGCCACAGAAUGACGGGCGUCCACCCCAUUUCCGAGUCCAAGCCAAAAUACACUACUUACUGCCCGAUCAAAUUCUCCGAAUUUCUUCAAAAACGCUGCUCCAAAAUCCUCCUCAAAUUGAUCGGCGAAUGCUUGGAGCGAAUUUCGCACUUCACAAGCGCGGCGAUUGCGUUUUUCUACGCGGACGAGCAUUCCAAAGCCCUCCAGCUUGUGAACCACUCGGAAAGGUGGGAUGGAAUGAUUGAGUGGUACGACUGCGUCUGGUCCAUCGAUUUGCUCGAGUUUUUGCGCUAA